Gambusia affinis (western mosquitofish) is the source of this 8222-nucleotide messenger RNA. RefSeq names its product centromere protein F. NCBI's taxonomy places the organism in Eukaryota, Metazoa, Chordata, Actinopteri, Cyprinodontiformes, Poeciliidae. Gene Ontology annotation, molecular function: microtubule binding; dynein complex binding. Gene Ontology annotation, cellular component: spindle pole; nucleus; chromosome, centromeric region. Gene Ontology annotation, biological process: regulation of G2/M transition of mitotic cell cycle; mitotic cell cycle; metaphase chromosome alignment. The coding region runs from base 262 to 4971 and encodes 1569 amino acids. The transcript has 18 exons. The record is from RefSeq and is a predicted model, not a curated record.
CCUCCUACGUCAUCAGCCCCCUCCUGCCUCGUGCCGCCCCGGGUUCUGUUGGGUUAUCAGUGGGACAGAUCCCGCGGUAUUUUGCAGCUCAUAAAAAAAGCUGUCAACAUUCGGGUUGAGUUUUGUCCUGUUUCAAGUUGCUGUCUGACUCCGUGGACGCCGGAGUUUGGUUCCGUGACCCCUGUCACGGCCGUGCCUGAGCGUCCCCGGCUGAUCUCGCUCUUUGUCACGCUCUGAAGUGAAUGGCCCAGACGGACAGAGAUGAGCUGGGCUGAGGAGGACUGGACGGUGGGCCUCUCUGGGAGGGUCCUGCAGAAAGUGAAGGAGCUGCAGGUGUUAAAGGAGCGACUGUCCAGAGAGAACAAGCAGAAGCAGCUGCAGCUGGACAACAUUCAUACCAGCCUUGAAAAACAAACAGCGAAGUAUGAGGCGGUCCGUGGGGAGCUGCAGUUUGUUCAGAGAGAUCUGCAAAGCGUUCGGGAGGAGGCCGAGGCGGCCGUGACCGGCAAAGAGCGCCUCGCCCAGGAACUUCACACCAAGCAGGCCCAGGUCUGCUCUCUGGAGGGGCAGCUCGACGCGGCUCGCAACCAAAACAUCCACCUCAGCCAAGAAAUCAAGAGAUUGGAAGCUGAGCUGGAAAAGCUGCAGAACAGCAGCCGGCGCUCAGACACCACUCUGUUUUCCACACCCUGCUGGACUGGAUCCUCACCCUGGGAACACAAUGGGAGCAGACAGGAAGACAGAUCCGGGCAGCGGGAUGAAGGACAGAGCCGGGGUCAUCACAUCAGACAGCGGCUCCAGUUUUCAGAAGCGUCUGCACCUUCGCCGCCUCGACAGCAGCACAAGAGCACACCGCUCCGCCACCCAUCUGACCAGUCCGAUGUCUUUUCCACACCUUCGGCUGUGUUUCCAUGGGAACGAGAUGACUCUGGACCUGCAUCCAGAAGACGACCUGCGUCUUCUCCUCAGGCGCCGAGCCCUGAGGUCCUGAAUCAAGGCCGAUUGGACCGGAGUUCUGAAGAAAAGGUCCACAAGACGAAAACGGACAUAUCUUCAUCAGAGCUGCAGAGUCGUCUCUCGGCUCUGGAGGACCAGCUGUCUGAGAAGGUCGGGAAUCUGAAGACGGUCCAGAAUGAAAUGGGGCUGAUGAAGAAGGAGCUCGCUGCUAAAGAGCUGGACCUGCGGAAAACCCAGGAGGAGCUCAACAUGGCGCACACACGGAUGGCUCAGGACAAAGAACGGGUAUCAGAAGCCGAGCACAAGCUGAAGCAGCUUCAAGAGGAGCUCAAGUGCCAGAGGCAAAAUGCAGAGAGCAGUCGGCUUCAGCACCAGCAGCGCACCAAGGAGCUGGAGAAAGUGCAUCAGAAGGAUUUGGCGGAGCUGCAGAAGGAGAGGCAGUGUGUGGAGAAGCAGCACCAGCAGGAGGUGAAUAAGCUGAACCAGGAGCUGCAGCAGGCCAGGUCGCUCCACAACGCUCUGCAGGCCCAGGCUGACAAGCUGACUCUGCAGAAGCAGGCGUUGGACAAAGAGCUGGACUCUCUGAAGGAGAAGCUGAAGUGGACGGAGGAGCAGCUGAAGGAGAGCCAGAAGAAAGAGACUCAGACACAAGCCAAGCUGACGGAAGCCGUACGUGAGGCGGAGGGUGUGGCGGUAACCCUGGAGCAAAGCAGGAAGAGAGAGCGAGCUCUGGAGGAGGAGGGGAGGAAACUGCAGGAGGAGCAAGCUGACACCCUGCGUCUCCUCAAAGAACUGCAGGAACAAAAAGCUCCUGCAGCAUCGACUCAGCCUGCUCCGUUUGGCCCCGUUGGACAGAGUUUUUCCUCUCUGUCUCGAGCCGCAGCCCACAGCAGGAGGACCGCAGCUUCCCAGUCAGAGCAGAACAGGGAUGGGAGCAGGGCGGAGGUCACAGCAGCGUGUCCUUCUGCCAGAGAGCCAGGGGAGGGAAUCGACGCCGAGCAGAUCAGCAUCACAAACUCUGAGCGUCAACAGAAAGUGGGACAAAGAGAAGAAGGUGAUAAAGACAGAGAGAGCAAGAGAAACACUGCAGCCGUCGACAGAGCAGCAACUGCUGAACACCCAGCUGCGACAGGAGGUCUGAAGAUCAAACAUGCACAACUUCCUAAAUCUGAUGAACCCGCUUCAUCUCAGGACCUCAAGAGGGAGAACGACGGCCUCCGCUCGGAGCUCCGCGACGUCCGUGAAGAACUCCAGAGAAGGCUGGAGGACCUGGAGGCCCAGCGGCGGGCCGAGACGGAAGCGAGGACGCGCCUCAAACAGCUCAGCCGCAAGCACUCCACCCAGGCGGCAGAGAGGGAGGAGAGGGAGAAGGACCUGAAGGUAAAGCUGGAGAAUGAGAAGGCUGAGACGGAAAGGCUGAAGAGGAGCAUUGCUGCUUUGGAGGCAGAGAUGAAGAGAAGCAGAGAGGAGGCAGAGAAGGAGGAGAAGCAGGAAGAGGAGACGAGUACCACUCAAAACGACAGAGAGAGUGAGCUUAUCGAGCUGAACAUCCAGCUGAAAAAUCAGCUGGCAAUGGUGAAAGCUCAGCUGGCUUUGGAACGAGAGGAACGAAAGACGGAGGAAGAGGAGAGAAACCAAAGGAUGAACACAGAUUCUGAUUCGAACACAGAGCUGAGCUUGAAGCUCGCAGAGAUCAUGGCUGAGGUCAAGGAGCUGAAGCACAGAAGAGAAGAAGACUCAGUGGAAGAUGAGAAGCUUUCCACCUCCAGUAGCCCCCCACCCAGCCUUCCUGACGACGAACUCACCUCCAACACCGGUUGCUCUGACAACAGUCUCCUCUCCUCCCCAGAGGAGCACCUGAUCUUCUGCGAGUCUACCAACCAACGCAAUGCUCUCCUGUCCACAGAAACUGAAGACAUUCUCCGUCUCAGCGGUCAAACAACCAAAGAAACCUCCGAUCAGAUCAAGCUUUCAUCAUCAGACUUGCAGUUGGAUCAACCCCUGACCUCUGACCUCACUAAGGUGGUGGAGGUCCUGCAGAAAAAGUGUGCAAAGGAGUCAGAACGGGCCAAAAAGUACAGAGAUAAAUUUGAGGCCCUGCAGAUCCAGGUAACGCGUCAGACCAAAGAGCUGACCACUGCCUUCGAGAAGCAGAGUCGGCACAUCUUAGGCCUUCUUGCUGAGCUACAGGAGAAAGAGAGCGCCCUCGUGAGCCAGGGAGAGGAAUUGAAGCAAUGCAAGCAAGAGUUGAACAAACUAAAGCAGGAAGAAACAAAUGUGGCAACACUGACAGCUGACGGAGAGACUGAAGAGAGAAAGAGAGAUGAAGAGCUUACAGAGAAAUCAGAACUUAUACAAGAAGAAAAGGCUGCUGCUCCUCUUCCCUCUUCAGACUUAAAUAUUCAAAAAGAAACAAUUCAGCCCAACGUUGAGGAAUGUGAAGCUGAAAUGCCUCCACCUGUUGGUGGUGAAGGUGAAAGUGCAGCUGUAACUUCUGGAGAGAGGUCUGCAGUCGGUCCAUGUGACUCUGUUGGUGAGGAGGAAGAGAUUCAGCUCAGUCAACAUGGAGAGAGAGUCGACACGUUAGCAGAACUUCAUGUUGUCAGGCAGGAAAAGCAGCUGCUGCAGCAGAGAGUCGGGGAUUUGGACACCAUGGACACCAGAGACCAAACUUCACAGACUGACAGCGAGAAUCAGAACAACACAGAAAACACGGCCUGCUUGGCAGGAGAAGAUCUGCUCAAGAAAGAGGCAGCGACAGACCAGCAGCUGCUAAUAAAUCUGAAGAGGAGUGAUGAUGAAGGUCAAGAUUUGGAAGGAGAAAACACAAGCAGCAUGAGUGGUGAACGAAAUGCAGAGGACAUGACUGAGAUUCAGAUAAACCGCCUGCAGGAAGAGGUGGAGGCGCUGCAGAGACGAGUCAGGACUCUCACUGAGGAGACCGAGGUCCAGGCCCAGGAGCUCGCCGUAUGGAGACUGGCGUCCCAGCCCGCCUCUGCAGUCCAACACUUACUCACCAACGCAGACGAUGAGAGCGAAACGCUGCGGCGGAUUCCUGCUGCCAGUCGGCCUGAACCCACAGAAGAGCCGACCAAACGCCUCGCUCAGACCGGCCACAGCCAGGUCCAGAAGAACCCGGACGUCGUCACGGUCAUCAGGGAGGAUGAAGUAUCGCUCUGCUGCUCCUCUAGAAAGCUGCAGGGUCGCCUGCUGUUCUCCAGACUUCAGAACAGCAGCCUUCCAGAACCAAAGAGCCUCCGUUCGCCUAAGAAGUCUCUUCAGGAACAGAGCUGGAGCGGUGCAGAGUUUGACCCGGAAUCUGAAAAAGAAAACCAGGAGAUAAACCUGCGUUGGUCAGAAAGUUAUCCAGAACAAAACAAAUUGAAGAAAGAUGCUAAACCCAUCCAAGUGUCAUCGCAGAAGAUUGCUCAACACCAUGGAGCCAAAGAUCUCAGCAUCUCAGGAUCAAGUCCAAGCAAAGUGCAACAUUUCUACACAGAAACUCAACAGACCAAACUGGACGCCUUCAGAGGAGCCGGUGACUUUGAAAUACCCAUUCAUCCCAGCGACAGUACUAUGAAGGUGGAGGCUGUGAGUGUCGGCAGUCAAACUGAGGGCAGUUUGCUUCCUUAUGGAGUUUCUAAGGCGUCUGCAGCCACUCAGACCGAGCAGGACUUCAGUGAUGAGGAAGAGUCAGUCGAAUCUCCUCCUGUUUCUCCCGUUUCUUCAGCGGAGAAGACGGGAGCAGGGGACAAAAUGUUGCUCUCAGGUUCUUUUCCCAUCCCGGCCGAUCCGGCUCGUCUCGCUGAAAGGAUCCGCCGCAACAGGACGCAGCUGUCGGCCGCCUUCGAUGACACGGAGUACGAGCCGUACGGCCUGCCAGAGGUGGUCAUGAAAGGUUUUGCUGACAUCCCCACCGGCCCGUCGUGCCCUUACAUUGUAAGAAGAGGUUUGUUAGGAACAGUUCAACCUUUGUCAAAGAAAGAACCACAAGAAGACGAGGAGACGGAUUAAAGCAAAGCAUCAGGUAACUGGGCCUGACAAGCUGCACUCGUCCACCUCGGUUCUGAACGGCUUUAAUUUCCCAAGUUCACCCUGAAGUCUCUGUGCAGAGCCUCUGCCGCUAAUCCACACCCACCUGUGUAAUCAGACUGUAGGUUUGGGAUUUAGUGACGUUUGUUUCUGUUCUUGAACCUCUCUUCCAAAAGGAUUGUUUUGUUUUCUUCUCACUCCUGCGUCGCGGGGCUUCAGCUUACCUUAGUGCCUCGUCGACGUUUUUCUAAACCUGUCCAGAUAAGUUUGACUUGUUUUCCAAGAGGGUCGAUCCAGUAGUCAGAACGCGUUUUGAAUUUUCCCGUUUUGACUCAGUAAGCUUUUUUUAAUUUAUGGAUACUUGAAUGUGUUUUAUUAGUGGGUGUGAGGGAUGAACGUUUACAGAAGUGUGUGUGAAAAACAUUAGCUGUGAAAAUUAACGUGCGUCCUCAUCUUGAUGUCACUGUUUGUAUAUAAGUGUGUGCGUGCGUGUGUGUUGGGUGAGCACACAUCUAUGAGUCAGUGUAACCUGUGCUGGUUUCCGCUCCAUGUAUGGAGAUGCACACUGAGCUCCUUCCCUUCUGUCCUGCAAUGCUUCCCCGUCCUACACUAACAAACUAACACUAGCUGGCUUUAAAGCCACUUUAAAUUAAAUUAAAAAAUAACUGAAGUUUAAUUUUGUGGGAUCCUGCAGAGUCUGGAAAGAUAUGGGAAAACAUCUGGUCUUCCUGCUUGUGGAAUGUGAAACUAGAAAGAUCUUUUUGGUUUUCUACAGCAUAAAAACUCACAAUAUCUGUUCCUGUUUCUCUGUUACCUAGAAGUGGGAACACAAUUUUACAGAGUGAACAUAAACAUCACAUUUUAUUGAGGGAAACCUCAGUGAUGUCAUUAGGAAUUAUGAACUGAAUGAUCCACAUGGAUACAGCGAUCAUUUCCCUCUGAACUUUUCCCAGUUUUUCUCGUUACAAGCACAAGCAUUUUUGAAAAAAGUUACCUGAUCAAAGCUCGUUCUUCCACAUGAUUUUCUGUCUGUUGUGUUGCUUAUGUGGAACUUUAAACCCGGGGUAAUUUGUGGCGCUUGAUCUGAUUUUGUGCACCACCUAUAUGAUAAAAAUAAGGCCACCAGUGCAGGUGAUUGAUGCAGACAGAGAUUUUAUUUUUUUUUUCAAUUAGGACAAUAAAUGACCCAGAUUAUGUUUUUAUAGCUUAUAGUUUAUAGCCGAGUCUUUUUUGGUUUUGUUCGGUUGACCCCAAAAUAAAUUACUGAAGUAGCUCUAUUUUAUUUUAAGGUUUCAGAAUAAAAAGAUUAAAUAUGAAUGCAAACACAAUUGUACAAAAGAAGAAAUAAGAAAACCAUCUCAGAUGUAUUGUUUUCUGUUGCCUUGCAGCAAAAAUGUUCAAAUUCCAGACUGGAGUGUUUUUGUUUUUUACAUGCCGCUUCUUGAAUGGGUUUUUGCAUUUUCUCCGACUUCCUCCCACGUGAUGGGCAGGCGACCAAUGGCUGCUGGAGGCCCUGCAGGAAUAAGUGGGUAUAGACAAAGGAUGGAUUGUUUUCCUUCCACUUAACGAUUACGUUCUACUUGCGUCUAAGUCAUAAAAUCCCAAUAAAUUCCUCCGAUGUUUGUGGUUGUAACAGGAAAAUGAGAAGAAUACUAUAAUGCAGGGUUAUCUUGUUACCACAAGUCAUAGUCUUUGAAGGACAUGUAAAGAAAAACCCACUAUCAUAUAAGCACUUACUGUGAAUUAUCUGUAAUUGGACUUUACUAAGUUUCCAAGAUAAUAAAAUGGGUUUUUGAAGCAAAAAAUAUGAUGAAAUCAGUUAUUUCAGUCUGACAGCUACCUGCAGACUUAGAGACAUUUGGAUACAAGCCAUGUUGACACCUCAGUAGCUUUUAGUGCAGAAUAAAACAGUGAAGCCUUCGUGCAGAUUUUUCUUUUAAAUUGUUUCCUAUCUGGACAAAUGUUUCAGAGUAAACUUAUUGUUUUCACCUCAGUGUUGGAUAUAAGGGGCUGGAAAUCAGCAACCAUGAUGCUAAUCAAUCUAUUCAAUUGAACUCAUUUAUACACGAUGCCGGUUUAAUACAGAGAUUAUCUCAAACCUAAAACUGACAUAAUUCAUGUCUAAAUAUAUUGAAUCCAGUUGGCUGUAAAUCAGAUUUAUUCCAGUUAUUAAUCAAGUUGAUAUCAAACAUGCUGAUUUAAUCUUGACAACACAAUCAGACUCAGAUGAUCACAUAAUGCCGAUUGGUGGCCUUCUCGUGUCCAGUGAGCAUAUGGCGACAGUGGAGAGAAACAGUCAGUGCUGGACUUCUUUAAUAUUUUUGUUACAAAACAAAUAAAAUGAAUUUUUUUUUUUUCUUCUAACUAGAUGGAUCUUUUUGAGGUUAUUAAACCUUAUGAGUCCGGUAGGAAAUAUGACUUUUAAUCGAGUUGAGCUCUGGUUUACUUUGAGCCAAGAUCAUCUGGUUUAAAUCAGAUUUAUUCCAGUUAUUAAUCAAGUUGAGAUCAAACAUUAUGAUGUGGGAGUAACUUGUUACGCUUUCUGUACAAAUCUAGUUACAUUUUGAAUCACAAAUAACAAUGAAAAUGUGCACAUUAAUGAGCAUUUUCUGUGUGGUUUCCCCAUGUUAAGUGUCAUGCCUUUCUGUCAUCUUGUGAAAUGUUCUGAUAAAGGGAAACAAAACAAUGUUACUGUUGGGUUUUUUUAUUAAAAAGGAUCAACUUUGUCUGAAGAUAAAGCAAGUAUUUCUGGAUAUUUCAGACAGAACUAAAAAGCCUUCGUAGAUAAACUCCAGUGAUGAUGCAGGCUCCUCCGUCCUGCUGAACGCAGAUAAAAACUGUUUGAUUUGCUUUGAUUAGGCCACUUCUCAUCAACUUGAACAUGCUUUAGACUGUUUUUAUUAAGAUCUGGUAGUCUAGAAUAUUUGACAUGAACUUGAAUUGUUUGAAUGUGCAUACGAGUGCUUUAGUUGUGUUUUGAGGUGGAGUUAGCAAAUUUUAGUUAUACAUUUUAGAACUGUUUUUUUUUAUUUCAUGUUUUCUGCCUUAUUUUCUUAUUUAAAUGCUGCCGUUCUCUCCUGGCAUUACCUGUCGACUCCACCGGAGCUGUUCAGCCUUCAUCCUUAGUCUGAUUGUGAGCAGGGAAACUGAGUCUGUUACCUUCCUUCAAUCUGGAUGUGUCUGUUUUUUUUUUUGUUUUUUUUUUCAAUUACAAUAAAACUUUUGCUCCUGUU